AUGCCAUAUGCUGAUGUAAUUAUGAACUGGAUCCAGGAAAACAUACCAGGCGGCACGUCUUACCAUUCAAACAAUGCGAGUUGCUUUAUACAAAAGGUUCACGAUAUCGAAGAAAACAUUUGGGUUCCGCAACUAGGCAUCAAGGGUAAAGUUGACGUGACUUUGAAGGUGAAAUCUGAUGGUAAAACAAGAUUACGACCACUUGAGCUCAAAACUGGUAAGAGCGGCCCUUCUUCUGAGCAUGCCGCACAGGUGAUGCUAUAUAACCUGAUGUUAUCGUCUCGAUACAAGCAAACCCUCGGAAAUGGUUCAUUAUUAUACUUGAAAGAUGGAGUAACGCGGGAAGUGCGUUCACGUGCUCUGGAGCUGAAAGGCAUUAUGAAUCAACGCAAUAAUCUUGCUUUUUACUUAUCGAGACUCAAAUUUGAUUUGCUACCAGAGCCAAGGACCGACCCUAGGUUUUGCGGAAAAUGUGACCAGGCUUUGGUUUGCUCUUUCUAUCAAGUGGCCAUAGAACCUCCCGAUAGAUCUUCCAAACUUAUGUACAAUUUUGCUAAGGCGAACAUGGGCCACCUUUCAGAGAGCCAUCUCGAAGUUUCAGCAUAUUUCAAGAAAUGGAUGAGGUGGAUUUUCUACGAAUGGGCAGAAGAUAAAGCCAGAAAAGGAAGCAAGUUGGAGGAUCUCUGGCGAAAGACACCAGAGGAGAGGUAGAA
Molecule: messenger RNA, 713 nt
Organism: Strongylus vulgaris
Lineage: Eukaryota; Metazoa; Nematoda; Chromadorea; Rhabditida; Strongylidae
Source: the annotation of a GenBank genome assembly